GAUUUUGUUAGAAUCGUACAUACCUAAUCAAUUUUGUUUUAUACUGAAUGCUGUCAAAAAGCCCAUAAAUGGAAUCAGACUUCCCGAGCCCUGGUGGAGUUAAUGGGAUCAACUUAGCUAAUUACUUUCCUAAUCGGCGCUCAAACAACACUGUGGUAUACUUCCACAAAAGAUUUCUCCCAGACACAAAGGAAGAAAAAGUUCAAGAUAUUAAAAAAGAUAUCAAACCAAACAAUGUUAAGUGUAAAAAGAAAAAGACGAGCAAUAACAUAAAACAUGAUAAAAGCCAGAAACACAACAGCGAAACGGCAAACCAACAAACUUUCAAAUAUGAAAACAUAGAGGUGGUACCAUUCACCAAUUCAGCUUUAGAGCAGACAAUAAAAUUCUCUAAAAAUUUAGUGCCCCUCGUUAUACCCCAGCCAAAAGAAAGUUUGGAAUCGCCAGUUAUUUACACCGUUAAAACUUCGAGAAAGCAUAAAAAGCAAGAUAAAAAACGCGAAUGUAGCAUCGAAAAAGACGUAACAUAUAACAAAGAUCACUUGAAAAACUUUGAAGACAAAAAUAGAAAAAGACGCAAAGAAAAUUAUAGUGCACGAGAAUCUAUUGAUCCUUCUUCUCAAAACACUUUGGAUGAUAUACACAUAAACAUAAAUCAGUCGUGUUCUUUUUCGGAAUCGACUGAAGUAAAAUUUCACAAAAGAGAAUCAAGUAACAACAAGAUUAGCAACGAUAAUUCCCAAAAGUUUUUCAUUUCUAAUUCAUUCGAGGCUUUAGCCAACGGAUCUGUUUCUGACGGCAAUAAAAUUAAAAUUCAUUUGAUGAAUGAAACCGAUAAAACUCAAUUUAGGGAGAGUAUUAGGAAUCCAAUCGUCAAUACAAUUAGAGAUUACUUAUCACAGAUAAACGGCAAUGACAGUUUGAAUAACGACUUAAACACUGUUAAAAAAGUUUUGCUGAGUAACAGUCAGAAAUUGGACGAUAUUCUAGCCAAACUAGCAUGCAUAGAGAAAAAGAUUGAGAAUAAUGCUAAGCAGACAAACAAAACGCAAAAAACGCCACGUGUACAAUCAGCCAUGGCAUCUAAAUUGGAAGAACUAGGGCAAGAUAUAGUAGAAGUGAAAGAACAUGAGAUAUCAGAUGAAGAAGAUUUGACAGAAGAGUAUAAUAAUAUGCUUAGAAGACGAAGGAAUGGAGGGAAAAGCGUGGUGGUUGAGAUAAAGCCGAAAGAAAAAGAUGAUAAGAAGAAUGAAUCUCUAGCAUGUGGAGAAGAAGUUCCUGGUCCAUUGAAUGAGACGUCUUCUGUGAGUCAGUUGGGGAUUAAGCCUGAUCGUCCUAGUAGACUGCCGGCGAGGUUCUGCUGGACAGAUGUUGAUAGAAAAAAGUGAGAGGUACAAACUUUAGCAACUUGGUAAUAGAUUAUUUAAAAUUUUAAUUCUUAUAACUUAGUUUUAAUGUUUUUCUUACUUGGUCUUAUUUUAAUUGUUAGAUUUAUUAUAGGUUUCUGAU
This is a messenger RNA of Ostrinia nubilalis (European corn borer), 1509 nucleotides long. RefSeq lists its product as uncharacterized. The coding region runs from base 69 to 1388 and encodes 439 amino acids. The record is from RefSeq and is a predicted model, not a curated record. NCBI's taxonomy places the organism in Eukaryota, Metazoa, Arthropoda, Insecta, Lepidoptera, Crambidae. The transcript has 2 exons.